This is a messenger RNA of Gigantopelta aegis, 1882 nucleotides long. Its product is annotated as metallophosphoesterase MPPED2-like. The transcript has 8 exons. The coding region runs from base 269 to 1267 and encodes 332 amino acids. The record is from RefSeq and is a predicted model, not a curated record. Gene Ontology annotation, molecular function: hydrolase activity. NCBI's taxonomy places the organism in Eukaryota, Metazoa, Mollusca, Gastropoda, Neomphalida, Peltospiridae.
UGUAAAAUAUUCUCGUCAUUAUUAACAUAAAUGUUUAAAAUAUUUAUAUAUAUAUUUAUUAUUUUCGCAACAGUUUAAUGUUAAUUAAAAGUAUUAAGGAAUAUCCAGUUGUUAAAGAAAGGCGUAUCGUACGGAUGGUUGUGAAGAAACUGCUAAAGUAAAGACGGGAGACAGCUGCUGCUAGACUGACUGGAACUGGAACAUCUUUGAAGUUGUACAGUUUCAGCAAGAAUGUAAUUGUUCACCACAUAAUCAAUUGGCAGUUCUCAUGAUUUUAAAGUUCCGUAAUCGACAAGCGAACAGAACAACGGUUCUCGUGAAAUAUUGUGCCCUGUAUAAGAAGACUGUAACCUUGACAACCAAUUGCAACGAUCAUCAAAUGGCUGGCAAAGAAAAUGAUAUAAGUCCUGUUGUGAUUGAAGUCCACCCCAACACUAAGGAGCCACAAAAGGCCUGGGCUAAAAUCAAAGCACAGGUCAAGGUCAAGGACGUACAACCAGUCGAAUCGAGCAAGUGGUGGUCCGACAAGUGCGUGAGGUUUGUGUGCGUAUCGGACACUCACGUUCGACUCGAGAAGAAGAAGUCCGUCGGUUCGUCUGUCAUUCCAGAUGGAGAUGUUUUGCUUCACACCGGAGAUUUCUCCAUGCGUGGCUGGCCAGAGGAGAUUUCCUUGUUCAACACCUACUUUGGUUCUCUGAAACAUCGGGUCAAACUGUUGAUUGCUGGCAAUCAUGACAUGACCCUUGACCCAAAGGUCAAUUCACAUGAUAUAGUAAAGAAGUCACGUGACCUGCUCACAACCUUCACCUACUUGGAAGACUCAUUUGUGACUGUAUAUGGUAUCAAGAUCUUUGGAGCACCAUGGGUUCCAACAUGUGGUUGUUGGGGAUUCACCUUAUCAAGGGGCAGACAACUCUUGGAUCACUGGAAUCUCAUUCCAAAUGAUGUUGAUAUUUUGAUGACACAUGGACCACCUAUAGGGUAUGGUGAUAAGACGUUGUUUAAAAAACAUGUGGGCUGUGUUGAAUUACUGAACACUGUACAGAGACGAAUUAAGCCCAAAUACCACGUGUAUGGACAUAUCCAUGAAGGUUACGGCAUGAGAACAGAUGGGCAGACAGUGUUUAUUAAUGCCUCGGUGUGCAGUAAACACUACAAGCCAGUGCAUAAACCAAUCGUCUUUGACUACCCAUUACCAGAAGGACACACGAAGGAUGAAAUACUCGAUCUCGCCAUCACAAGUGUGACAGCCGACGCUAACAAAUGAUGAUGGAUUUCUUACUCUCACCUUCAGAUUUACUAAAGUAGAUGGUUAUGAAGACACAGCUGAUAACCAACAUGGAUCAAGAUGUAAUGUUCGUUUAGACAAGUGAGAAAUACAUGUUAAAGAUAAGGUCCAAUUUAGAACUGUAGGUUAAGUAUAUGUAAAAAGGUGGGGUCUAUUAGUGCCAUAUGUUAAAUGUAUGUUAAAGGUAGGGUCCUUCAGUACAUCAAAUAUAUGUUAACAAGGAAUGAUGGUAGGUGGCAUUAGAAGGAUGAGUAAAAGCUUGAUUUACUCUUUUGAUGGCAUUUAGACUAUAGGUUCCACACCACCUUUAAUUACUCCAUGCAGUUCAAUGUAUACUCUUCAAAACAAGAGUACUUGUAAUCAUCAAAGAAAGACUUCAAAAUGUAUUUUCCUAAACUGGAUUAUGUUAAGAUGCUACAAGUAACAACACAAUAAACGCUGGUGUGGUGCCUAUAGUGUUCCUCUUGACAAUCCAAUGACCCAACCACUAGUUUUGUCGGCACAUUUGAUAUAAAGAAGGAAGGAAAUAUUUUAUUUAACAACGCAUUCAACACAUUUAAUUAUGGUUAUAUGGCAUCAGACAUAUGGUUACUG